CAACGGCGGCGUUAAUUAUUUUCAUCCCCAAUUUUCUUCAAAAAUGGGUGGAACCCGAUCUGUAGUCGCAGAAAAUGUGACUUUUCUUCAAAGUGGAUAUUAGUCGAGACUAAUAAACCACCAUUCGGUUCAGCAAGGAGGAAAAGUGCACCAUAUUCCUACUACAGCUGUCGGACAAGCCCAACUCGCUCGACGACAUCAAUCCAGUGACAAACGUGGAUUUGGCCCGGGUGAAGAAGAUGGCCCUGGGCAAGGGAUCUACCACUACUCCGUCGCCGUCGCAAAACGCAAACGACCUGCUCCGAAGAAACUGUACACGACGUCUCCGUUGACGUCAGUGGUCCGGAAAUGUUGAUCGAGCAGCAGAAGGCGGUUCUGGAGGCGUGCAAAUCGGGCGGAGUCUGUUCUUCACAAGGAGAGUGGACACCGGCAAGAGUUAUCUGCUGAGGAAGAUCAUUUCAACGCUGCCACCGGAUGAAACUGUGGCACCGACUCCGACGGUAGUGAGCGAGUGCUUAAUCGGGGGAACGACACUGACUCGUUCGCGGGGAUCGGAAGUGGCGAGACGACAAUGCAGAGGUGCUACGAGAUGGCCUCGCGACCCACAUCGGCUUCGAUUUGGCGCAAGUGCAAGCGGUUGGUUAUCGACGAGAUUUCCAUGGUUGAUGGGGAUUAUUUUGAGAAAACCGAAGCCGUUGGCCAUUACGUCCGGAAGAACGACAAGCCCUUCAGUGAAAUCCAGCUGAUUCUGUGCGGAGACUAUUUCCAGCUGUCGCCGGUCGUUAAGGAAGGGCAUGCUUGCCCGUAACUUUUACUCCCAGAACCAGGAAGCAUUGGUUCGUUUUUGCUUCUCCACCAAAGCAUGAAAGGAGUGCUUUCAGUAUUGCUACGAACUCACCGAAGCCCACCGACAAAAAAGCAUCAGUCGUUCGUGUCCAUUCUCAACAGCAUUAGGAUCGCGUAAUGUCGGAGAUCCGUGACUGGUUAGCGACCACCAUUAAGCAGAACUUCAACUUUAAGGGAAUUCUCGCGACCCAGCUUUGGUCGCACACUUCCCAUAUGGCUCAAACCUUGGACCAGCAGCACGGUCAUAAACGGCGCCCAAGUAAUGCCGCACAAGAAUCUGAAAAUCGCCGAAGGCCAUCAAUAUAAACUACGUCCAAGGCUACGCCACCGCCCAGAACAAAAAGCGCCAAGUCGUCGUGAUAACCGAAAAGUGACUUAUUUAUAUGUAAAUGUACGCGUUAUAAAAUGGUGAACAAAAAUGGU
This is a messenger RNA of Culex quinquefasciatus (southern house mosquito), 1269 nucleotides long. Its product is annotated as ATP-dependent DNA helicase PIF1. The transcript has 3 exons. Gene Ontology annotation, molecular function: DNA helicase activity. Gene Ontology annotation, biological process: DNA repair; telomere maintenance. The coding region runs from base 572 to 808 and encodes 78 amino acids. The record is from RefSeq and is a predicted model, not a curated record. NCBI's taxonomy places the organism in Eukaryota, Metazoa, Arthropoda, Insecta, Diptera, Culicidae.